Populus euphratica (Euphrates poplar) is the source of this 2949-nucleotide messenger RNA. Its product is annotated as ATP-dependent DNA helicase PIF1-like. Lineage: Eukaryota; Viridiplantae; Streptophyta; Magnoliopsida; Malpighiales; Salicaceae. Gene Ontology annotation, molecular function: DNA helicase activity. The transcript has 3 exons. Gene Ontology annotation, biological process: telomere maintenance; DNA repair. Bases 202 to 1596 code for a protein of 464 amino acids. The record is from RefSeq and is a predicted model, not a curated record.
UUAAAGAUCGGUGGCUUCUCACAUUUCAUUUUCUUUGUAAAAGAGAGAGGUGUGCGAUUAUGCUCGCUUUGCUGCCGUUUUGCUUCCUUGAACCAUUGAGGUCCGAGUCUAAGCUCCUUCUCUAUCAGAAGCAGACGUGUGAUAACGCUCGUAGACACUAACUUUUCAGCAUGUAAAGAAAAGCUUGAAUGCGCUAGAAGUAUGAAGUUUUUUAGCUCUGCAAUAAUAGCUGUAUAUAGAAGAAGUUUUAGCACUCAAAGCAGCAGAACCACAAAAUAUGCUCAAAGUGUUUGCCAGAAUCGAAUCAAGAAGGAAACCAAUAGGAUCCCCAAGGCCAAAAAAACCCACCAACCUUUAUUUGAAUGGACCCAAGAACAAAAAAAUAUUUUUUCUCAUGUUCAAAGAGGUGCUUCUGUGUUUAUCACGGGCUCCGCCGGAACUGGAAAGACAGAUUUGCUUAAGCACAUUAUCGACAUUCUGAAGGAUGUUCAUGGUAAGUCUAAGGUUUUUGUCACGGCAUCCACUGGAAUUGCUGCCUGUGCACUUCAAGGGCAAACUCUUCACUCCUUUGCUAGCAUUGGAAUCCAAAAUGCUGACUCUGGAACUUUGCUGGAUAAGGUUAAAAUGAAUAAGCAUGCUUGCAAAAGAUGGAAAAAGGCGAAGGCAUUGGUUAUAGAUGAAAUUAGUAUGAUCAGUGCUGAUUUGUUCGAGAGCCUGGAAUAUAUUGCUAGAGAUAUACGGGGAUCGGAGGUGGUAUGGGGUGGAAUACAGCUUCUUGUCUGUGGGGAUUUCUUUCAGCUACCACCAGUUAUCAAACAACAGAAAUUAUCAGGCAAAGAAUUUGCAUUUGAAGCUGAUUGUUGGAAUGCAAGCUUUGACCUGCAGGUUGAGCUUACUCAGGUUUUUAGGCAGUCAGACCCUCGGCUUAUCAAGAUGCUUCAGGGAAUAAGGAAAGGGGAGACUGAUGCAGAGGACUUGCAGCUUCUAGAAGAAUCUUGCUCCAUGAACAAGCAGGAUUCUUUGGUAGUCUGGCUCUAUCCGAGAAUUAAUGAUGUGGAGAAAGUAAAUGAGGAGAGAAUGAAAAGCUUGGGUGAGAGUACUGUAACUUAUGCAGCUGCUGAUAGUGGCCUCGAACAUAGGAAGAAACAACUCAACCAAGGGAUUGUACCUGACCAACUUGUACUCUGUGUUGGUGCAAGGGUAAUGUUGAUCAUGAAUUUGAAUAUUGAACGUAAUCUUUGUAAUGGUGCCACUGGUACAGUUACAGGAUUUGUUCCUUUAGAGGAUAAAAAUGCUAGAAAUUCUGAUAUUCUCUUCCCACAAGUUAAAUUUGAUCGUGGACCUGAGCUCUUGAUUGAACCUCAAAAAUUUGAAAUUUUUGAGGGAGAUAUUGUAGUUGCUUGGAGAUAUCAGAUACCUUUGAUAUUAGCAUGGGCUAUCAGCAUACAUAAGUGCCAAGGGAUGACUCUUGAUCAUGCUCAAACAGAUCUCUCAAGGGCUUUUGGCUAUGGAAUGGUCUAUGUGGCACUUUCCCGAGUAAGGAGCUUGGAAGGCCUUCAUUUGUCUGGUUUCACUCCAUCAAAGAUCAAGUUGUAAGUCAUCAUUGCUGGUAAAUAACAAUGCUCUUUGUAGAAAAUUUCAAAAAGGUAUAAUGAAGGUGCUCUUCUUGGACAGAAUUUUGGUUUUGUAACUUAUCUAUUGAAGAUUGCAUUUAUCUACUGUUACUAUCGGUAAGUCCCACACUGCUUGAAAAAAGCAAUUAAAAGGAAAAGAAAUUGAGGUAAUCUGCUGUCCUGCUUUCUUGUUCUCGUUCUCUAAUCCUGUUCCAUCCUCGUUGUCACAUGUUCAAGAAAAUUUCUUUGUGAUGGCUUUAAGCGGAAAACAAGAUUGCGGCUAGCGAGGAAGUUAUUUUUAGGUUGAAUUGGUAUUUGAUUGAUGAGUUUUUUUUCACCUUUGUUUUCAAGUAUGUGUUUCUAACUGUAUUGCUUUAGUCACAACUUGGUUUCACUUUUUGUUGAAUAUUUCUGAUUAUAAGUUAAAUUUUUGUAAUGAUUUAUUCUUUCAGAAAUUAGUUUGUUAAUUUAAUUUUUAAAUUUAAAUAUAAAAAUCAAACUACCCUAAUACAUACACACACACACACACACACCCUAAUCUAUAUCUUUGUCUAGAACCCCCCAAAAAUACCACAUCUUUCCAAUUUCACAAACAUGAAAACUAUCAAUUUAAUUCUUCAAUUCCUCUGUCCUUGCAGCCGCCGCCGCCAUCUUCCAAAUACCAAUUUCUACGAAGAUGGAACAAUUUUGUUAGAAUAAUUUUGUUGAUUUGAAAAGCCUAGACUCCCCAAAAAUUAACCACCCUUCUUGUUUCAUGUCCACAUUUACAGUCUGAGCAAGCAAAAAGAGCUGCUGAGAAUGCAACACAAAGUGCAACAGAUGAACCAAGGCCAGAACCAAGUGGAAGUUCAGAAGAAACGGCUAUGGUGGCAGGUUUAAAUCUGAGAUGGGUCAGCAUUAAAAAGGUACAACAUCCCCUAUGGAAUUUGGCCUCUAGAAUUGAAAAACCCAGAUGGGUCUGCACCUCAUGCGUAAGAAUUGUCAAUGCCUUAAAAAAAUACGAGAUACGUCGCAAAGGAGUUGAAUUGAGAGAGAAGAUAUUGAAGGAAAUGUUUAGAGAGAUUUUGUUAGAGGAAAAGAAAGUUGAAGACAGGUGCGUGGACGUAGAAUUGAUAGGGAGAAAUGAUGUAAAGAGCUUCAAUACCCAAGUAAAAAAUGAGUAGAGGGAUAAUACUUUUGUGGAUUAUUUGGCUGAGUGAAAAUGGCGAAAGGCAUUGCAAAUUUUCUUGAAUGAACGGUGGAGAGAUCAUGAUCCGAUAGGAAUUUAAUAUUUUUUUUUUUUUUUAGUUGUUAUUAGUGAUUUGGUUUAAAUGAGUAAAAGAAUAGCAAUUAAGUU